Molecule: messenger RNA, 1027 nt
Organism: Colius striatus (speckled mousebird)
Lineage: Eukaryota; Metazoa; Chordata; Aves; Coliiformes; Coliidae
Gene: RAB24
Product: RAB24, member RAS oncogene family
Exons: 8
Coding region: 41-676 (211 amino acids)
Molecular function (GO): GTP binding; GTPase activity
Source: RefSeq, a predicted model, not a curated record
CCGCCCGGAGCCGGCCCCGGCCCGCGGCGGCGGCGCGAGGAUGAGCGGGCGGCGCGUGGACGCGAAGGUCGUGCUGCUGGGGCAGGAGGGGGUGGGCAAGAGCAGCCUGGUGGAGCGCUGCGCCCACCGCCGCUUCCGCGCCGGGCCCUACCAGAACACGAUCGGGGCCGCCUUCGUGGCCAAGGUGCUGACCGUGGGGGACCAGGCGGUGACGCUGGGGAUCUGGGACACGGCCGGCUCGGAGCGCUACGAGGCCAUGAGCCGCAUCUACUACCGCGGGGCACGGGCCGCCGUCGUCUGCUACGAUCUCACCGACAGCAGCAGUUUCCAGCGAGCCAAGUUCUGGGUGAAUGAGCUGCAGAACUGCGAGGAGGGCUGCCGGAUUUACCUGUGCGGCACCAAGAGUGACCUGCUGGAGGAGGACAGGAGGAAGCGGGGGGUCGACUUCCACGACGUGCAAGACUAUGCUGACGAGAUCAAGGCAGAGCUCUUUGAGACCUCCAGUAAGACAGGCCAGUGCGUGGAUGAGCUGUUCCAGAAGGUGGCUGAGGACUACAUCAACUUCACCGCCUUCCAGGUGAUGACAGCCCCCUGCCCCCGGUCUCUUCCAGAGGAGAAGGGUGUCGACCUGGGCCAGAGGAGCGGUGCCUACUUGUACAGCUGCUGCCACCACUGAGCGCUCCUGCCCCAAGGGACCGCUGCUGCUGGCCAGCCAGCCGGCGCCUGCUGGACUCCUCUGGUUUUUACCUGCUGUGUUUUAGCUGCACGGGCCGCGCUGGCAGCACGUGGCCCCACGGACUGCUCUGCUCCCGGCGCACCGAGGCUGCCGGGCUGGGCCGGGAACCUCCUGCAGUGCCGCGGGGGCCAUGCGCCAUCACUCCCCGGGGACUCUCUCCCCACUACUUGGCAUUUGUGGGAGCUGCUGUGGCCCAGGGGUGGCUUAAUUCUCUCGGAGCUGCUGCCUGUGCAGAUGUACCGAAGCUCUUCUCUGGGGGUGUGUGGUGUAAAUAAACUGCGUUGUGUCUGA